Molecule: messenger RNA, 1843 nt
Organism: Rhopalosiphum maidis (corn leaf aphid)
Lineage: Eukaryota; Metazoa; Arthropoda; Insecta; Hemiptera; Aphididae
Product: glutathione hydrolase 1 proenzyme-like
Exons: 10
Coding region: 80-1843 (587 amino acids)
Biological process (GO): glutathione catabolic process
Cellular component (GO): plasma membrane
Molecular function (GO): glutathione gamma-glutamate hydrolase
Source: RefSeq, a predicted model, not a curated record
CGUUUGACGUUAUUUUUAUUUUUAUCCUAAUUAUUAACAUCAAUUUAUUGGCCAAUUCGUCCUAGAAAAAAUAGGCAUUAUGAUCAUCAGAUUACCUUCAAAACGAUGCAGCCUUCUUAUUGGAGUAGUUGCAUUAUUGACUACCACAGUGUUGUCUCUAUUCAUAUAUUGGCAAUUCUACGUCAAAAACGAAAUUCAAGACCCUGAGUUUCCCCAGCCACCGUCAAGUUUGCCAAUGGGAGUGUACAGCAAGGUCGGCGUUGUGUCUAACGGUGGACCCUGCUCACAGAUCGGAGUGGAUGUGAUGUCAAGAGGUGGAAAUGCAAUAGAUGCAGCUAUAGCUACUUUGUUAUGCGAUGGUGCAGUUUGUCCACAGCAGAUGGGUAUUGGUGGCGGGUUUAUAAUGAGCAUUUACAACGCAACGACCAAAAAGGUAAUGACAAUCAACGCACGUGAAACAGCUCCGGCCGCAGCAAAUACAUACAUGUUUGUAAAUGAACCGACAAAAUCUAUGUACGGAGGAAAGGCGGUUGCAAUUCCAGGGGCCCUUAAAGGCUACUCGACGAUUUAUAACUUAUACGGUGGUGGAGUAAAAUGGGAAACAUUGUUUGAUCCAACCAUAAAACUAUGCGAAGAGGGUAUAACGAUCAGUAAUCAUUUGGAUUAUAGCUUAAAAUUUGAUGAAGAUUUGGUUAAAAAUGAUACAAUGCUCAGAAACAUUUUUUUCGACGAAAACAGUGGAUCCAUGAAGACGGCAGGUGAAACUUAUAAGUUACCGAAAUUAGCAGAAACUAUGAAAAUCUUAGCAAAAGAAGGUGUAAAAGCCAUAUAUAACGGAUCGUUAACAUCUAAAAUAGUUCACGAUUUAAGAAAAGCUGAUGGAAUUAUCACGAAACAAGACUUAGCCGAUUAUAAGGUUGAAAUCGAAGAAGCUUUUUCAGUGAAUUUAACAAGUGGACAUACAAUACAUUUAGGGCCACCACCUGGUUCUGGUAUAAUAUUAGCUUAUAUCCUCCGUAUAUUAGACGGUAUUCUACCGGCUCCUGAUGUUGGCUUAGACGAACAUCGGUUGGUAGAAGCUUUUAAAUUUGGGUAUGGUGAACGAUCGCACUUAGGAGACCAUCAAUUCAUUAACGUAUCACAAAUUUAUAAUAAAGUAAAGUCGGAUAGUUACAUCGAGAGUAUAAGAAAUAAGAUUCUUGAUGAUUUUACGUCGUUAGAUCCGAGAUACUAUGGAGGUGAUUUUUAUACUCCAGAAGACCAUGGGACAGCCAACAUAGUUGUAACCGAUUCAAUGGGAAACACUGUCGUAUGUACCAGUACAAUAAAUACAUUUUUUGGAAGUGGUUUCGUGUCACCAAGCACUGGCAUCAUUUUUAACAAUCAAAUGAACGAUUUUUCUACUCCUGGACUAACAAAUUUUUACGGAAUUCCAUCGUCACCAGCCAAUUACAUAAAACCUGGAAAACGACCAAUGUCUUCUAUGUGUCCGACUGUAUUUACCGACAAAAAUGGUGACUUUGUUCUUGGAGCGGGAGCAGCUGGAGGAUCAAAAAUAACUCUUACUACAGCAUACAUGGCAGCCCAUAAAUUAUGGUAUAAUAAUACGCUGAAAGAAGUAUUGGAUAAACCUAGAAUUUACCAUCAACUUGUACCUAUGGAAAUUCGAUAUGAAUAUCGAACGACAAAGAAUGUUGUGCAAAAACUUAAAGAAAUUGGCCAUCCAGUGACUAGAAUGCAUUAUAUUGAAGGUUCAGCAGCAUCGGCUAUUAGUAUAUCCUCUUCAGGAAUGAUCGAAGCUAUGACAGAUUUUCGUCGGCCGGGAAAUACAUCGGGAUAUUAA